AUGGAGCAAAAUUCAGACCCAGACUCCUUCCUGAAGUCGGCGCGUCUCCAGCGCCUGCCCUCGUCCUCAUCGGAGAUGGGAAGCCAGGACGCGUCCCCUCUCCAGGAGACCAGCAAGGACCCUUUUUCUGGAGACUGCAGCUGCCGGCAGGAUGGGCUGACUGUCAUCAUCACCGCCUGCCUGACCUUCGCCACGGGGGUCACGGUGGCCCUCAUCAUGCAGAUCUAUUUUGGGGACCCUCAGAUCUUUCACCGCGGCGCCGUGGUCACGGACGCUGCCCGCUGCACGGCGCUGGGCAUAGAGGUGCUCAACAAGCAGGGCUCCUCGGUAGACGCGGCCAUCGCCUCGGCCCUCUGCGCGGGAAUCGUCAACCCCCACACGUCGGGCAUCGGCGGGGGUGGGGUGAUGCUGGUCCACGACAUCCGGAAGAACAGGAGCUGGGUGAUCGACUUCGGCGAGGUGGCUCCCCUGGGCAUCCCACUGGAGGAGGACCUGCAGAAGGACACCAAGCCAGGUUUGCUCGUGGGGGUGCCAGGCACGAUACAAGGAAUGCACCAGGCACACCAGUUGCAUGGGAGACUCCCGUGGUCCCAGCUGCUGGGCCUCGCGGCCGGUGUCGCCCGGGCUGGGUUUAACGUCACCCACGAUUUGGCCAAAGCCGUAAGUGAACUGAAGGACCUGAACUACUCUGACAAAUUUCGGGAGAUCUUCCUGCCAGACAGCCAGCCCUUGCUGCCUGGCAUGUUCGUCAGGCGCCUGGACCUCGCGGCCGUCCUGGAGCUGGUGGGGGCAGAAGGGCCGUCAGCUUUCUACAGCGGAAACUUGACCCAGGAGAUAAUCUCCGAGGUCCGCAGCUACGGAGGAGUCUUGGUGGAGGAAGACUUCAGCAAUUACAGUGCCACGGUGCAGAAUCCCGUCCACACAGUCUAUCGAGGUCAUCUCGUUUUCAGUCCCCCACCUCCACAUGCAGGUCCUGCCCUGAUCACAGCACUGAACAUCCUGGAGGGCUUUAACAUCACAAGUCAAGUAGCCAGGGGGAAUAUCUUGCACUGGAUGGCAGAGACAUUAAAAAUAGCCCUGAGUCUGGCUGGCAACCUGGGAGACCCAUCUGAUGAUGUGUCCGUCACGCACGCUGCAGAAGGCAUGGUGAGUAAAUCAGAAGCUAAUUCCCUGCGCCAGCUGAUUAACGACUCCCAGUCCUUCUCGUCUGAUCUCCACGUGCCUCACUUCUCCGUGGAGAGCGGACCCGCUGCUAGCCAGGUCCUUGUCAUGGGACCCGAUGACUUCAUUGUUGCAGUUGUAAGUUCAUUGAAUCGUCCAUUUGGCAGUGGAAUCAUGACACCUUCUGGAAUCCUCCUGAACAGCCAGAUGUUGGACUUCUGGCAAAAUAAAACAAUGAACCACUCCAUUCCCAGGCUGCAAAAUGUCAUUCAGCCUCGGAAACGGCCCCUGUCUUUCCUGUUGCCCACCAUCGUGAGACCAUCCGAGGGGAUGUGCGGGACGUACCUAUGUCUGGGGGGCAACAACGGGGACAAAGCCUUGAGCAGCAUCGUUCAGGUUUUGGUAAAUGUUUUAACAUUCAACAAGAAUCUGAGUGAAAGUUUGUCACUUGGUCGACUUCACCCACAGCUUUGGUCCAACACCUUGCAGGUCGACAGUGAGUUUCCUGAAGAAGACAUUGAAUUUCUUGUAGCCAGGGGCCAUCAAGUGGAUAAGGUCAAAGUGGUCUCCUUAGUUCAUGGAGCCAGGAGAACCAACAGUUUCAUCAUUGGCCUGAAGGACCCCAGGAGCGUGGAUGCUGCCGGAGCCACAAUAUUGUAG
Tauraco erythrolophus (red-crested turaco) is the source of this 1821-nucleotide messenger RNA. Lineage: Eukaryota; Metazoa; Chordata; Aves; Musophagiformes; Musophagidae. The record is from RefSeq and is a predicted model, not a curated record.